AUGGCGAAGCGGGCGUUGGUCCUUCUGAUGGUUUUGGCGUGUGUUGCGAGUGGGAGUGGGAGAGAGGAAGGGAAGAAGUUGACAAGUUCGGAGAACCACUUGAUUGACUCCGGCUCAGGGUGGAAGGGAGGGAGCCAUGGUGUCUGGCCUGGGAUUGGUGUUGGUGGUGGGCCGCUUAGCGAUUGUGUUAGGAAAGGGAAACGGCAUGGUGGCGGCGGCGGUGGAGUUGGUGGAGGGAGAGGGAUCGGUGGAGGUGGCGGUGCAGGUGGUGGAGCCGGUGGAGGCAUUGGCGGAGGCGGUGGAGUUGGUGGAGGGAGACGGAUCGGUGGAGGUGGCGGUGCAGGUGGUGAAGCCGGUGGAGGCAUUGGCGGCGGCGGUGGAGUUGGUGGAGGGAGAGGGAUCGGUGGAGGUGGCGGUGCAGGUGGUGGAGCCGGUGGAGGCAUUGGCGGAGGCGGUGGAGUUGGUGGAGGGAGAGGGAUCGGUGGAGGUGGCGGUGCAGGUGGUGGAGCCGGUGGAGGCAUUGGCGGAGGCGGUGGAGUUGGUGGAGGGAGAGGGAUCGGUGGAGGUGGCGGUACAGGUGGUGGAGCCGGUGGAGGCAUUGGCGGAGGCGGUGGAGUUGGUGGAGGGAGAGGGAUCGGUGGAGGUGGCGGUGCAGGUGGUGAAGCCGGUGGAGGCAUUGGCGGCGGCGGUGGAGUUGGUGGAGGGAGAGGGAUCGGUGGAGGUGGCGGUGCAGGUGGUGGAGCCGGUGGAGGCAUUGGCGGAGGCGGUGGAGUUGGUGGAGGGAGAGGGAUCGGUGGAGGUGGCGGUGUAGGUGGUGGAGCCGGAGGAGGCAUUGGCGGAGGCGGUGGAGUUGGUGGAGGUGGCGGUGUAGGUGGUGGAGCCGGUGGAGGCAUUGGAGGAGGCGGUGGAGUUGGUGGUGGCAUCGGUGGAGGUGGUGGAGCUGGUGGUGGCAUCGGUGGAGGUGGUGGAGCUGGUGGUGGCAUCGGUGGAGGUGGUGGAGCUGGUGGUGGCAUCGGUGGGGGUGGUGGAGCUGGUGGAGGCAUCGGCGGAGUUGGCGGUGGCAUGGGCGGAGGUGGUGGAGCUGGCGGCGGCAUGGGAGGAGAUGGAGGAAUUGGUGGUGGCAUCGGUGGAGGUGGCGGGGCUGGUGGAGGCGGCGGAAUUGGAGGAGGUGGUGGACUUGGCGGGGGCAUCGGCGGAGGUGGUGGCUUCGGCGGAGGUGGUGUCGGUGGCGGGAUCGGAGGAGGUGCUGGGGCUGGAGUUGGAAUGGCGGGUGGUGGCGGCAUUGGUGGAGGUGGUGGUGUUGGAGGAGGCAUCGGUGGGGGUGGAGGUGUAGGCGGCGGGUUUGGAGGAGGUGCUGGGGCUGGAGUUGGAAUUGCGGGGGGUGGCGGCAUCGGUGGAGGUGGUGGUGGUGUUGGAGGAGGCAUCGGUGGGGGUGGUGGUGUAGGCGGCGGGUUUGGAGGAGGUGCAGGGGCUGGAGUUGGAAUUGCGGGUGGUGGCGGCAUCAGUGGAGGUGGUGGUGAUGUUGGAGGAGGCAUCGGUGGGGGUGGUGGUGUAGGCGGCGGGUUUGGAGGAGGUGCUGGGGCUGGAGUUGGAAUUGCGGGUGGUGGCGGCAUUGGUGGAGGUGGUGGGUUUGGCGGAGGUGGCGGUAUUAGUGGUGGCGCAGAAGGUGGACUAGGUGGAGGAGGUGGCUUUGGUGGUGGAGCUGGUGGCGGUUGGGGCAUCGGCGGUGGUGCUGGCGGUGGAUUCGGUGGUGACGGGGAAGCAGAUGGCGCCUUUGGUGCCGGAGGUGGUGAAGGGGGCGGCGCAGGCGGUGGUUUUGGUGGGGGAGGUGGUUCAGGCGGUGGAUUGGGCGGAGGUGGCAAAAAGCAUCACCAUGGGAAAAUUGGUGGUGGGAAGGGCAUCGGCGGUGGAGGCAGGUCAGUCGGAGGUGGUCCUGGCGGCUCGCUGGAGCAGGGAAAGCCUCAUCAACUUGCGAAGCCUUGA
This is a messenger RNA of Musa acuminata AAA Group (dessert banana), 1983 nucleotides long. RefSeq names its product glycine-rich cell wall structural protein 1-like. Lineage: Eukaryota; Viridiplantae; Streptophyta; Magnoliopsida; Zingiberales; Musaceae. The transcript has a single exon. The record is from RefSeq and is a predicted model, not a curated record. Bases 1 to 1983 code for a protein of 660 amino acids.